GGCCACGUUUUAACAGCCACAUACUUCCGCCUUCAAUUUUAAGCUUCAUGGUAUAAAGACCACGUGUAGCUCCCGGGGGUCGAGUGGUAAUAAACAUUACGAUCUCAACAGCACUGAGGUGAAUCAAAAGCGCUUGAUUCACCGUCGUCGUCCAGCAGCCACCCACCAUGUCUGACCCUGAACAUCUCCCUAUUCCAUCUGCACCACCAUAUGGUGACUAUGUCGAGACAACACGAGUCGUCAGCACCCCAGCUGAUGAUUUUGCGCCCCCUCCUGCGCCCCGUCCAGCCCCUCCAUGCUCAAAAACUCGUACUUUCCACAUGGCCGUCGCUAAUCACGACUAUGACCUUGUUUCUCAUUUUCUGACUUCGACACCUCCUCUAGCAACUCCGAACUCCAUCUCCUGUUCCGCCAACACACCUCUCUUUACUGCCGUUCGCGUUCGAGACAUUAAAAUGGCACGACUUCUCAUCACUCACGGCGCCGACGUCAACGGGUGGAGCUCGCCCCUCUACACCGCUGCGGAUCCAAACUUCAAUUUAUCUUACGAUGAUCUCAAUCUAUGUUUAUGCAAUGCUGGCGAAGGAGUCAAGUAUGCAUUCUCGGCUAUGCAGUGCGGGGAGCAGAUCGUAUCGCAUUGGCUUGAUGUGGGACUUGUACCCCGUACUCCUCUCAUGGAGGCCGCAUCGACAGGUCAGAUAGCGAUGGUAAAGCUCCUCAUGAAUGAAUAUCAAGCAGACGACACCCUAGUUUCGCCUGAUGGUCAGACUGCUUUGCGACUCGCCGCUGCAAACAAGCACCGCGACAUUGUGGCAUUCUUGCCCGCCAGACGCCUAGGUGCUUUCAAACGGAUUAAAUUCCGAUCAAGAAAAGCCAUGAGACGUGUCAAAGCCAUCGCCUUGAAGCUCUAUGACAUCGGCAAGUUCUUCGUUUGGGAUUUGCCCAAAUUCUUUCUAUGGACCAUUCCCAAAGAGAUUAGCUUGUGGAUUUGGCGUGGACUUACGUGGAAGAACUUUAUCCGCGUCGGGAGGUUCUUCUUCUGGAGAGUACCGAAAUUCUUCCUCUAUCAUCUCCCCAAGUUCUUCCUCUGGGAUGUUCCCAAAUAUUUCAUCACCGAGUUCCCAUGGGCCAAAUUUGGCAGAUUCCUACGGGACACUGUGAAGGACGUCGCCCGGUGGUUUUGGGAGGACGUCAUCAAGCAAAUUCCUGGGUUCUUGAAGCGAAUGGCGAUAAGAGUGUAUGACCUCCUUGCUACUUUCGUGAAUAGGAUACGGGAGGUCGUCGAGAGAUUCUUUUCCCUACUGCACACCAUUGCGCUAGCCGUCUGGACGUUCCUGAAGGAGGUCACUCUUCGUGAUGUAUGGAACGCGAUAUGCGAUCUCUGCAGAGCGAUUUUCAGGAACCUGCCGCGAGCGGUAUGGGAAGGGAUCAAGGCCGUGUACAGAGUCCUGAACAGGACAUUCAGAUAUACGCUAGAGAUGGCAUGGGAGGUGGCGAAAGGCGUGUAUAGGGUGGUGGUAUAUGUUCCAAAGCAACUGCUGAGGAUAUGCAAAGAGGUAGGGGCUGUUGUUGUGCGCCUUGGGAAGGAGGUAAUCGUGUGCGUCCGGCCGAAAGUGAUGCUAGUGUGAUUUGGAUCGCGCAUUGAUACGAGAGUGCUUUUAAUGUGCACUGUGGCACAGCCUGUACGAUAGUGAUUUGUUUUGUUGUACUAAUAAACACUUUUUGAACCCUC
Messenger RNA from Desarmillaria tabescens, 1732 nucleotides. RefSeq lists its product as uncharacterized. NCBI's taxonomy places the organism in Eukaryota, Fungi, Basidiomycota, Agaricomycetes, Agaricales, Physalacriaceae. Gene Ontology annotation, cellular component: ciliary inversin compartment. The record is from RefSeq and is a predicted model, not a curated record. Gene Ontology annotation, biological process: protein localization to ciliary inversin compartment. The transcript has 2 exons. Bases 168 to 1628 code for a protein of 486 amino acids. Gene Ontology annotation, molecular function: protein binding.